UACAUCAUUUGGAUUUAAACCCAGAAAUACAGAAGAUACUUCUGGCAGAAUUUUGUGGCAGCUAAGUGGAAGCUUUUGGAAGAAGCCGAAAGCUGUUUGUUUGUUUUUUAAACGCAGGAUAUUGUAUUGCGGUUUGUGCAUUCACCAUGACUGAAGAAACUAUUCUGAUGACAUCCACUGAAUUUGAUUAUUCACAGCUGGUAUCUCCAUGUGAUAAAGUGGACAUUCAUAUCACCAUGAAAGUCUUUCUGUGUGUCUUGUAUGUUGUAGUGUUCGCCAUCGGGCUAACUGGAAAUUUCUUGGUGGUUUUGACCAUUCUGAAAGCAGGGGGCCAAAGGAGCAUCACUGACAUAUUUCUGUUGAACCUGGCCAUCUCCGAUCUUCUAUUUGUGUUAUCCCUUCCUUUUUGGGCUUUUUACUUCAUACAUGGAUGGACACUUGGAAACCUUUUAUGCCAAAUUGUUUCCUCUUUAUAUUCUGUUGCUUUGUUUGGAGGCAUGUUCUUCAUUACUGUCAUAAGCAUUGAUAGAUACCUGGCUAUUGUCCAUGCAACAUACGCUAUGAAAGCCAGAACUAUCCAUCGUGGAUAUAUCACUAGCGCUGCAAUAUGGACCCUCGCAGUCUUAUUUGCAGCCCCUCACUUCGUGUUCGUGCAAGAGUCUGAGAAACAAUGCACUUCUCUGUAUCCUCCACAUCUUCAGACAUUAUGGCCAGUUUUCAGCUACCUGGAAAUGAACAUCAUUGGGUUCCUUCUCCCUGUGUGUAUCAUGAGCUUCUGCUACCUGGGCAUCAUCAAAACCUUGUUCUCCUGCAAAAACACCAGGAAAAAGAGAGCUGUGAAGCUGAUUUUAACAGUGGUGAUUGUGUUUUUGCUGUUCUGGGCUCCAUACCAUGUAUUACUUUUCCUGCAGAUGUUAAGGACUUAUAAUUACUUUGUGACCUGUGUCUCCUUAAGGAUGUUAGACUAUAUUGUGCAAGUGACCGAAACAAUAGCUUUCAGCCAUUGCUGUCUGAAUCCAAUAAUCUAUGCUUUCGCUAGUGAAAAAUUGAGAAAGUUCCUUUGCCACUUGGUUCUGAAAUGCUUCUCAUUCAUUGGUUUCUGUGGGCCUUGUAAUAAGUAUCGUGGUACAGCACCCACUCCUGUACCAGAAACUGCCUUGACCAGCAACCAUACCCAGAAUACCAGUGACCAAGAUACCGUUGUGUUUGUCUGAGUGUUUAAUAGUGGUUUGUAUAUGUAAUAUACUGAGUAACUAUAGUUUUGCAUAAAUUAGUCAAAGUCCUUGUUUUUUCUCACUAUCCAUGAAAAAAGAAGCAGUGAUUGCCCAUAGAAUGUUUGCCCAUAGCAUGUUUGCAAGCAUAGUUCAAUUAUUAUCUUUCAAACUUGACGUCCUGGAACAUUUUUGUAGGUUACUAUCAGAGUUAAUAUUAAUACCUAAUAAACGUAUGUGAUUUAAA
This is a messenger RNA of Anolis carolinensis (green anole), 1458 nucleotides long. RefSeq names its product CX3C chemokine receptor 1. Gene Ontology annotation, molecular function: C-C chemokine receptor activity; C-C chemokine binding. NCBI's taxonomy places the organism in Eukaryota, Metazoa, Chordata, Lepidosauria, Squamata, Anolidae. The transcript is spliced from 2 exons. Gene Ontology annotation, biological process: cell chemotaxis; G protein-coupled receptor signaling pathway; calcium-mediated signaling. The record is from RefSeq and is a predicted model, not a curated record. Bases 147 to 1214 code for a protein of 355 amino acids. Gene Ontology annotation, cellular component: membrane; external side of plasma membrane.